ACUCGUUGGUAGUUGUCGUCAAAUGGUGGAGAAUAUCCCCUGAUUGCCAAAGAUUUAUCGAUAGAGGUAAUACUAGUAAAACUUCUUUGAUUGAACAAUAUGGCUCCGGUCUCUGCAAUCAAAAUACCAAAGGGACAGAAAAGAUUGGUGUUAGUGGUGUUAGUAUGAGUGAGGAAAUGGACCAAUGGUUGACAUGUUGCAUUUAUAAAA
Molecule: messenger RNA, 210 nt
Organism: Racocetra persica
Lineage: Eukaryota; Fungi; Glomeromycota; Glomeromycetes; Diversisporales; Gigasporaceae
Source: the annotation of a GenBank genome assembly